AUGGCGAUGUUAUACGACUGUAAUCACAGUAAAAGUAAUAGUAGUUACGCCCGCAAGACCUCCACCGAGUCCGCCCGGCGCUCCAACACUCAGGCAUCUGCCUACGCCGUCAAUGCCAGCACCAUGGCGCUGAGCGGCUUCCACUUCUCUACCUGCGGGGCAGGCGGAGCGGUAUGUACACACACACGGCGCGACAAUGGAAGUGUGCAAGAAUGAAAGCUGAUCUGGAUAAUGACACAGGGGUGUUGGGUUUGAGGUCCCCCUAGGAGGGGUACCGUCACCACCGCCGUCUCCGCACGCCGCGCCGCUCGGAUCUGCUCGUCCGGGCCUGAAGGCGCGCAAGCGUAGCGGAGAUGCCUGCAAUCACAUCACGGAAGAGUGUGAGAGACUCUUCUGCGAGACGCUGAAGACUGUAUUCUUGGUUGAGAAGGGUACCGGUCUUGAGAACUCGCUGGUGAUGGAUUUGCGAAACUCGAGCAACAGCAACAGCAACAGCCUGCCGAAUGGCAGCAAGCCUAUUCCGCAGCCGCCGCAGAAUACUCGCAUGGAACAUGGUCUUCCUACUCCUUCGCCGUCCCCGGAUGGUCGCAUCUGGCCGAAGACGGGAGGUCUGAUCAAGGACCAUGUGGAAGUGUGGGAUUACGUGGGAGGAGCUCGAUUCAGAGGGUUCGUUGCGGAGAAGAGAGACGUGCGCAGCAUGCUCGUCUUCUUCGACAAAGAGGUCAUCGGAUUGGAUCUGAAGCCAGGGUGAGUUUUUUCCGCCUACAUGAUGUACCCUUCCUCCGUCACACACAUGCUAACAUCCUCCUGCAUCAGACUCAUGUCCCUCCUCGAACUCGCCAGUAGCGAUCAUUUCGAUUGCUCCCAACUCAUCAUCUGCGUCGACCGCACCGCCGACGAGGAAGAAGUCCAGGACCUCACCAAAUCCCUGGGUUGGGUCGGCUUCGAACUCUCCAUGCUCGAAGACUGGACCCCCGCCGCAGAAGGCUGCAUAAGCGACCAGUACAUUUUCCUUGGCAUGGACGUCUAA
Messenger RNA from Lecanosticta acicola, 1030 nucleotides. NCBI's taxonomy places the organism in Eukaryota, Fungi, Ascomycota, Dothideomycetes, Mycosphaerellales, Mycosphaerellaceae. The record is from the annotation of a GenBank genome assembly.